UGCUUUACCUUCCAUUCUCUUCCCACAGCAAUUACCAAACCCCAUCUCCCUUUCUCUCCACGAUUUCUUCACUCCCAGCCUAAAAUCAUGCUUGAAGAAUCCAUGUCAAUCUGGGCUUCUAUGAGUAGUUGGUUUACCCCAACUGUUCUAUUUGUGCUUCUCAAUCUUAUGAUUGGCACCAUUUUUAUUACUUCAAGCCUAGCCACCCACAAACCUAGUGACCAACAUCAAGAACAAGAAAGACAUGUUCAAGCACAAAAUGGUCAUGGUCUUGGUCUUGGUCUUGGUCAUGGCCACCAGCUUGCUAGAUCUCCUUCUGUACUACAAAGACUCAAAUCUAUCAACUUUUAUAGUUAUAGAUCCCAAGAACCUACAACCUUCACUUUUGAAAAACCUCAAGAAUCUGACCAGCAUUUCACUCUUCAUCAACAAACCCCUCAACAAGGUUAUCAAUACCACCAAAAUCAAAACCAGCCACCUAUUACUAGAUCUCCUUCAAUGUUGCAGAGGCUCAAGUCCAUCAACCUCUACAAUUACUUCUCCCAAGAACCCAUUAACCCCACCAUUACUAAUAACCACAAAGAUCAAGAAACUACGGCAGCCCAUUUCACUUCUCAACAAAUGUACGGCCACAUACAAGAACUUGAUGGACAGCUUCAAGAACAACAAGAGGAAGAGGAAGAGGAAGAGGAAGAUCAAGAACAGACUCUUGAAGAGAUAUACAGCAAGUUACAAGGAAAUAAACUGAGCAAAUCCAAGUCAGACACGAAACCAACUUCUGGUGAAGUACCCAAGAAGCUACCGAAGAAAAUGAAGAAAUCUGCAAGUGCAAAAUCUGCUUUUGCCCAUUUUGAAGAAGAUGACAUUGUUGAAUCUCGUAGGCCAGCUACCGUGAAAGAAGGGAAGACCUCUACUGAGUUUGAUGACACUGAAGUGGAUGCUAAAGCCGAUGAUUUCAUUAAUAGGUUCAAGCAGCAGUUGAAGUUGCAGAGGAUGAAUUCUAUUAUGAAGUACAAAGAGAUGAUUACUAGAGGGAGUUGAACUCAAAAUUGGUUUUGUUUUCUGGGGUUGGUUUUUAAUUUUUUGUUUUGUUUUGGGGGCUUUUGUUGAAAAUUUAGGAUUUUUAUUGUGUAGAUCAAUCAGAUCUCCACCUGAAAUUUACUUGCUUAAUUAAUUAAUAUUCCUGCUUGUCGACGUAUUUAUCCGCAA
This is a messenger RNA of Populus trichocarpa (black cottonwood), 1209 nucleotides long. Its product is annotated as pathogen-associated molecular patterns-induced protein A70. Bases 88 to 1041 code for a protein of 317 amino acids. The transcript has a single exon. The record is from RefSeq and is a predicted model, not a curated record. NCBI's taxonomy places the organism in Eukaryota, Viridiplantae, Streptophyta, Magnoliopsida, Malpighiales, Salicaceae.